CUGCCUCCUCAUUUCUUUUCCCCAACAACCCCGCCAACAUUUUUCGUUUUCCUCCCAAACAAAGCCAAAACCCUAACUAGUAAGUAGUAACUCCCUAGCAACGAGCCAAAGCCAGAUCUGACCAUCGACGGCCCACGGCCAGUCGGCCACCGUGACGGCGUGACACCGUCUCUUCCGUCUUCCCCACCGCGACGGCGAACCAGCCGGCAGCAAGCCAGCAACCUUUCCGAAUUCCGGCCGCUUGAAAAUUGAAAGAGCCAAAUAUUAUUGUCCUAUCGGCUUUCAUCCUCUGGGAUCAGUCCUCUGAGUACCAUCAACAGUUCACUACUGCUGCCAGGAACAGACAGAGAUGAACAAAAAGAAGAUAUUUAAACUUGCAAAGGGUUUUAGAGGUAGGGCAAAGAAUUGCAUAAGGAUAGCAAGAGAGAGAGUGGAGAAGGCGCUUCAGUACUCUUAUAGAGAUCGCCGCACCAAGAAGCGUGAUAUGCGCUCUCUUUGGAUUGAACGCAUCAAUGCUGGAACCCGCCAACACGGCGUAAAUUAUGGCAACUUCAUGUGUGGGUUGAUGAAGGAGAAUAUUCAAUUAAACAGGAAGGUAUUAUCAGAAUUGGCCAUGCAUGAGCCUUAUAGUUUCAAGGCUCUAGUGGAUGUAUCGCGCAAUGCUUUUCCGGGAAACAAAAUAGAAUCCAAAAAGGUAGGCCUUGCUGCUGUUCUGUGAUGGGGGCCGUCUUCCUGUCUCUCCUUCGUUCUUUGUUUCACCUUCUGGACCAACCUUUUCAGUCUCCAAAUUUUUGUCUUGAAGGCUGAGGAUCUGAAUGCUUACAACUUGGUUAUCUUCUCUCUUGUUUGCUUUAUCUUCAAAGAACUAUAUAGAAUUUGAUUUCCUGCAAUAAAUCAGAGUUCUGUCA
Beta vulgaris subsp. vulgaris (sugar beet) is the source of this 908-nucleotide messenger RNA. RefSeq lists its product as uncharacterized. Bases 350 to 718 code for a protein of 122 amino acids. Lineage: Eukaryota; Viridiplantae; Streptophyta; Magnoliopsida; Caryophyllales; Amaranthaceae. The record is from RefSeq and is a predicted model, not a curated record. Gene Ontology annotation, cellular component: ribosome. The transcript is spliced from 3 exons. Gene Ontology annotation, biological process: translation; ribosomal large subunit assembly. Gene Ontology annotation, molecular function: rRNA binding; structural constituent of ribosome.